AUGCAUCUUUGGAGUCAGCUUGUCCUGGUGGUGUUUUCAUCAGUGCUGCCGACUCUUGGACAGAAUGUUUUGGAUCUGAGUGGUGAUGGGUGGACUGUUAGAAGCAAGGCGCUGAACAUUAGUGUCCCCGGCAAUGUUCCCUCACAGGUGCAUUUGGAUCUUCUUGAUGCGAAUGUGAUCGGUGAGUCUCUCCCAGUCCCAAAGCUGACCUAUCAUGGUUUGAAUGACUUCAAUUUGCGUUGGGUCGCAGAGAACAAUUGGACUUAUACAAGUAAACCAAUCGACGGCUUGUUAAGCACUUUUAAAUCCUCCUGGCUUGUGUUUAAUGGACUUGACACCUUCACAACAAUUGAGCUCUGCGGUCAAUUUAUAGGAACCACAAAUAAUCAGUUCCGGCAGUAUACCUUUGACAUUUCCAAUGCGCUGAAACAUUGCAACGGCUCUCCAACCGUUUCUCUCGAGUUUGGAAGUGCCACCAAGAUCGCAAAUGCAAUUGCCGUUGAUCCAAACUCACAAAAAUGGCCUGGCGGUGUCCAAGGGAUCUUUGAAUUCCCCAACCGGUGGUAUAUCCGAAAAGAACAAUCCGACUUUGGCUGGGACUGGGGCCCAGCGUUCUCGCCUGCUGGCCCAUGGCAGAAUAUCUACCUGGUUCAGUCCGAAGACGAAAAAGAUAUACAUAUUCUAAACACAUGCUUUGACAUAUAUCGAAAGGGCCAGAUCAACCACCUUGCUCCCGAUGAGAGUCAGCCCUGGGUUGUCAAUGCAAGUAUUGACUAUCUCGGCUCUCUACCCAGACGCCCAUCUAUGUCUAUCAAGAUCAAGGACGUUGAGUCGGGCAAAGUAUUGAAGUCCGGAUCGCUCGAUAAUGUCAUUGUAUCUGGACAAAUCAUCACCGGUACCACUAUAGUUGAUGCAGACACGCCUAGCCUCUGGUGGCCCGCAGGCAUGGGCAAGCAAUGCCUGUACAACGUCACAGUAACUAUCCAGAACGCAGAUGAUGAUCUAGCCAGCGUAACCCGACGCACUGGUUUUCGCACUAUUUUCCUCAACCGAUCCAAUAUCACCGACACGCAGCUGGCUCAGGGUAUCGCACCUGGCGCGAAUUGGCACUUCGAGGUAAACGGUCGUGAAUUCUACGCCAAAGGCUCGAACCUCAUUCCACCAGACGCCUUCUGGCCGCGAGUCACUGUGGCCAAGAUGCAGCGACACCUCGAUGCAGCUGUCGCUGGAAAUCAAAAUAUGCUUCGAGUGUGGGCUUCGAGCGCAUACCUCCCAGACUUUAUCUAUGAUCUCGCCGACGAACGCGGAGUGUUGUUGUGGAGCGAGUUCCAAUUCAGCGAUGCUCUGUAUCCAACGGACCAGCCGUUCCUUGACAAUGUUGCUGCCGAGGUGAUCUACAAUGUGAGACGCGUCAAUCAUCAUCCAUCCUUGGCUUUGUGGGCUGGUGGAAACGAGAUUGAAAGCUUGGAACUACCAAGCGCCAAACAACACGAUCCUGCAUCAUACCCCCGCUUAGUUGGCGAUUACGAACAUCUCUUCAUCUCUCUGAUUCUCUCUCUGGUAUACGAGAACUCGCGAUCGAUUUCAUACAUGCCCAGUAGCACAAACAACGGCUUCCUGGAAGUUAAUCUAUCUGCUCCAGUUCCCAUGACCGAGCGCUACGAUAACGGCACGGAGGAAAAAGGCCAUUACUACGGUGAUACAGACUACUACAACUACGACAGCAGAGUAGCAUUUGAUUUCACCGGUUACCCAGUCGGCCGCUUCGCCAACGAAUUCGGAUACCAUAGUAUGCCGAGUCUACAAACAUGGCAGCAAGCCGUGGACGACGAAGACCUCCACUUCAACAGCAGUACCAUCAUGCUCCGAAACCACCACUACCCAGCUGGCAGCCCUGACACGAACAAUUACACGAGAUCAGCGUUAGGAAUGGCCGAAAUGACCCUAGCAGUGGAGCGAUACUACCCGAUUCCCAACAAGCAAGACUCCGUCGCCAACUUCAGCGCCUGGUGUCACGCAACACAGCUUUUCCAGGCGGACAUGUAUAAAUCUGAAAUCCAAUUCUAUCGUCGCGGAAGUGGAAUGCCGGAACGUCAGCUUGGAGCGCUGUACUGGCAACUCGAAGAUAUAUGGCAGGCUCCGACGUGGGCUGGGAUUGAGUAUGAUGGGCGCUGGAAGGUUCUUCACUACGUCGCUCGUGAUAUUUUCCAACCUGUUAUUGUAUCGCCGUUCUGGAACUAUGCUACUGGUGAUUUGGCUGUUUAUGUGACGUCGGAUCUCUGGGAGAUGGCUCGGGGAACUGUGAAGUUUACCUGGAUAGAUUUGUCUGGUAAGCCGAUAUUAGGGAAUGCGGGUACUCCCUUGACGAAAGAGUUCUCUGUUGGGGCACUUAAUACUACCAGGAUCUACGAAACCAACCAGGCGCAGCUCACUCUGUCUGAUACAAAAGAUGCCGUGCUGGUCAUUGAUCUCACUGCUCGGGGCCGUCUACCGAAUGCAGAGAGCAAGACUGCGACUACAUUCACUCACCGGAACCAGUUUACGCCUGCCUUUCCUAAAGAUUUGGCACUGAAAAAUCCGGAACUCAAGCUAUCUCAUAAUUCCUUGGCUGGCACGUUCACCGUCGAAGCUCAGAGUGUUGUCUCGUUGUAUACAUGGCUUGACUACCCCGCUGGUGUGGUGGGAUACUUUGAGGAUAACUCGUUCUCUUUACUUCCAGGCGAGGAACGGACUCUUCGCUUUGUUGUACAGAGCGAUGAGACUGGGGGGAAGUGGGUUGAUGGUGUUACCGUUCGCAGUCUGUGGGAUCAGACUACGGAAAUUUGA
Penicillium robsamsonii is the source of this 2826-nucleotide messenger RNA. RefSeq lists its product as uncharacterized. The record is from RefSeq and is a predicted model, not a curated record. Bases 1 to 2826 code for a protein of 941 amino acids. The transcript has 4 exons. Gene Ontology annotation, molecular function: beta-mannosidase activity. Gene Ontology annotation, biological process: carbohydrate metabolic process; glycoprotein catabolic process. Lineage: Eukaryota; Fungi; Ascomycota; Eurotiomycetes; Eurotiales; Aspergillaceae.